Racocetra persica is the source of this 454-nucleotide messenger RNA. NCBI's taxonomy places the organism in Eukaryota, Fungi, Glomeromycota, Glomeromycetes, Diversisporales, Gigasporaceae. The record is from the annotation of a GenBank genome assembly.
AAAGAAUCCUAAUUAUGUGUUUGGAAAGUCAAAUACCGUUUUCAGUUAUCAUUUUAGUUAUUCAGAAAAAGAAAUGUUAGUAUAUUGUAAAUAUAUGCCUUCAUCAAAUGUCAGCAAACUUUCUACACUUUCAUUUUGUGAUGACAUUUAUAUCGAUAUCAACUGUGUACGUGUUGAAUUUGAAUUUGAAAACCCAUAUCGAUAUCAUAAUAAUUAUGGACAGAUCGUACAAAAAUGGUCAAAAAAGAAAUUGAAACAAAAACAAAACAUCUUUACUGGCAAUAAAUGGAAAUUACCUGAAGAUGAAAAUUUUAUAUUUGCAAGCCUUCUUGAUUUAAAUUAUGCAACAAACUAUAAACCUUCAUUUAUAAAUAUAAAUCCAAAAUAUCCUAUUAUUAAGUCAUUAGAAGAUGGCCCUAAAUAUUUUGUUGAUUAUGUUAUAAUGUCUAAUAUU